Drosophila virilis is the source of this 2450-nucleotide messenger RNA. Its product is annotated as organic cation transporter protein. Gene Ontology annotation, cellular component: membrane. NCBI's taxonomy places the organism in Eukaryota, Metazoa, Arthropoda, Insecta, Diptera, Drosophilidae. The record is from RefSeq and is a predicted model, not a curated record. Gene Ontology annotation, biological process: transmembrane transport. Gene Ontology annotation, molecular function: transmembrane transporter activity.
AUUUUCUUCAGUAGAGGUCAAGCAUCAGGCAAGUGUUAUUCAACGUUUCGGUAUUGGGAACACAAUAACAAACGAAGGUACACAAACUAAUUAUAAUGGGCGAUCAACCGAAGAAGAAGAAGGAACCGGUCCCGGUGGAGAAAACGGCCGAUCCAAUUAUCUCCCAGAUUGGUGACUUUAGGCGUUAUCAGUUCUGGUUUUGCAUGCUGAUAUUUUUAAGUAAAUUUGGCACGGGCUGGCACACACUAGCACACAUAUUUUUGGCAGCUCCCACGCCCCUCAGUUGCGCAACAGCAAACGUGACAGAUGCGUGCAGCGACGACUGCGAUGAGAUCGAAUUUGACACCAGCGUAUUCGAGACCACCAUCGUCACAGAAUGGAAUCUGACCUGUAAAAAAUCUAGUUUGUCCAGCAUGUCACAAUCCAUUGUUAUGGCUGGCAUUAUGUUUGGUAGUAUUGUCUUUGGCAUGAUCGCAGAUCGUUGUGGUCGUCGUCCUGCGUUUUUGGGCUGCUGCUUCAUGCAGCUAGGCGCUGGUUUGAUCGUCUGUCUGUCCCCGUAUUUUUGGUUCUACUGUCUCUUCAGAUUUCUGACGGCUUUUGCCACAGGCGGCACCAUGACAACCAGCUUUGUGCUCAUCAUGGAAAUAAUAGGACCGAAGAAACGCGAACUAGUUGCAAUUCUGUAUCAGAUACCGUUCAACGUUGGCCACGCCUCCCUGGCGAUAUUUGCCUACUUUAUACGCACCUGGCGCUGGUUUCAGUUCGCCGUGACAAUAUUUUCGGUCGUGUUCGUGAUCUACAUAUUCCUGGUGCCCGAGUCCCCACGCUGGUUGUUUACGACAGGACGUGUGGAUGAUUCCAUAAAGAUAUUGGAAAAGAUAGCUAAAAGAAACAAUGCGCCUACCGAAACUAUCCGUGCAGAGAUAGAGGCCGGCUAUAAAGUGUUAGCUGCCAAGACGCCUACAAAAAAGGGUAACGUGAUCGAUCUUUUUCGAACGCCCUUUUUGCGUACGAAGACCUUUUGCAUGCUCGUUAUCUGGUUGGUGAUUUGCAUGGUCUACUAUGGCACCGCCCAGUAUAUAUCCAAGCUGGGCGGCAAUAUAUUCCUUAACAAUCUCAUCGCCGCUGGGCUAGGCAUACCCGGAACCCUGCUCUGUGUGGUCUUGACCAAGUAUUUGGGUCGCAAGAUAACAAUGAUGCUGUCCAAUGCGCUUAGUGCCAUUGGCCUGUUAGCUUUGGUGUUUCUGACUAGUUUUGAUAUGCGGAUUCAGGUGGCCUGCGCCACACUAGGACUAUUUGGUGCGUCGAUAUCAUUUCCCAAUGUGUAUCUAUGGGGCGGAGAGAUAUUCCCGACUGUGGUGCGCUCGAAUGGUUUGGGCCUGUGCUCAAUGAUUGGCCGUAUUGGUAGUCUGCUAGCACCGCUCAUUUGUGAACUGUCACAGUUUAAGUUAUGGCUAACACCACUCAUAUUUGGUCUCUUCGCGGUAUCGGCCGUGAUUUCCAGCAUAUUUUUGCCAGAGACACGCGGCACUCCGUUACCGGAGACGUUGGAGGAUGGUGAAAGCUUUGGACGCAAGGCAAAGGAGUAACUGGAAAUUUGCGAAGUGCAGAAAACACAUUAUAGCAGUCUUAUACGCAGACCCAAGUAAGUAAGCAGUUCCAACCAAAGUCUAUCAUAGACCCAGCUCCUUUUGGCCAAAAAUACCAGCAGCAAAAUAUGUAACAAACAGUAGCAGGGAUGGAGGCGGUGUGGGGUACAAGCAGUAGGUACAUAGAUUAUUUCAAUUGCCUCUUCAACUUGCCUCUUCUUUGUUAAUUACAAGUUGUUCAAGCUAAAAUUGUGACGAGGACAUACUGCAGAAGCACUAGAAGUGGGACUAGUUGAGAGCUUUAUAAAAGUUUGAAGAAUUAAUCCCAUAUAUUCGUAUAUAGUUAUAAAUUUUAUCCUGCGACGAAUACCCUGCUAGGCAGUUAUGAGUAUACUAUUGGCUAUUUCUGAUACUUGAAGAAUGUAUUUUGUCUUUCAAAAGCUCGUUCAAUUGUAGAUAUUUAUAUCAUAUGUCUAUAUUAUUGGGUAUUUCUGACACAUUGAAAUACAUUCAUUAUUUUACAAAAGUUCGCUUAACUUUUUUAAGAUUGUUUGAGGAGUUAUAUACUUACAACCAUUUAAAUAAUAUUCCUAAGUAAACUAAUAGAUUUCACAAACAACUCUGCAAAUAGAAUCUUUUUUUAAAGACUUUAAAGCACUAACGAAGAGGGCUUAGCUCGUUAUUAUGUUUCUUUUCCAUUAUGUUCCAUUCAACAUUGUCAGAUUUCAUUAGUAGUUCGCGCUGUCAACAGAAGCUGUUAAAAUAUUCAAAAUAGUCUAGUAAAAAGAAUCGUACAGAUAAGUUGCUUGCGUAUUGACUAAGUGUGGAGAACGAGUUAAUAAUAAACUAAUAAAGCAUUUA